GUUAGCUUUCGUUUCUUGUCUUCUAUCAUAUCUAGAAAACAGAACCAUGUGAAAUAGAGGUGUGUGUAUGUCCCAUUCUAUCAAUGGUUCAAGGGUGCUUUUAAAGUCUUUCAUCAAUCUAUAUAAUACAUCUUAAAGCAGAACCAACUCUUCAAUACAAACCUUGAAUCUGAGCAUCUGUUUGUUUCUCAGAAGCUUCAAAUUUUAAUUUUCCAUACACAAGAAAUGGCUUUGUUCAGAAGUCUCUUGAGUGCAAAGAGGAUUAUUGGCCUUUCUGUAGCGGCUACAAGCAGAAAGACAGUUUCAGCGCCAAAGGGGUUUCUUGCGGUCUACGUUGGUGAAGACCAGGUCCAGAAGAAGAGAUAUAUCGUGCCAGUCUCAUACUUAAACCAGCCUUCUUUUCAAGCUCUUUUGAUUAAAUAUGAGGAAGAGUUUGGAUAUGAUCAUCCAAUGGGUGGAUUAACGAUCCCUUGUCCUGAAGAUACCUUCAUCAACGUAACUUCCAGGCUUCAAUGCUGAGGUUCCAUAAGAAAAGAAAAAACUGACAUUAGUUAGAGAUAGAAUCAAUCAAUGUAUAUAUGUUAAUCCUUUCCUCUUUCUUUGUCAAAGAGAGUUGUUCAAGCGAUUACAUAGCUCAAAUGUUUAUGCCAUAUUUCUAUGUAAGGACAAUGGUUUCUAUUAUAUACAAAUUGGUGGAAAUUUUCUGAGAAAA
Raphanus sativus (radish) is the source of this 712-nucleotide messenger RNA. RefSeq names its product auxin-responsive protein SAUR21-like. Bases 226 to 519 code for a protein of 97 amino acids. The transcript has a single exon. Lineage: Eukaryota; Viridiplantae; Streptophyta; Magnoliopsida; Brassicales; Brassicaceae. Gene Ontology annotation, biological process: response to auxin. The record is from RefSeq and is a predicted model, not a curated record.